GUAAUUGAGGAGGUGAUUGGCGUCAUUGACAACAGUAUGUCAAGUUCAUAAAAUAUCGGAAAGAAUUACGAACGGUUUCGAAGACUUCAUUUGACACAAGGAAUUCAUUCAUUUGAAAUUUGAGCGAGAGUAAGGAUUCAGCUUUAAAUAUUCACGACCAUGACGCAGUUUACAGACUUUGGUCCUGGCAGCAGUUUGAUUAUUUUAGCAUUUUUGACCGGUUUGUCCAGUCUGAUUUGUUUUAUUUACGUAACACUGACCCCGUGUUGGUAUGUUCUAUACGCCGAAGCUUCAAUAUCUCCAUAUGAAAAUUGUUAUGGAUUGUGGACGUUUUGUAGUUCAACCGGACUUUGUGGAAAAUGGCUUUCGGGUUCGCUUCUUGGACCCCACGGCGCUCAGAGAAAUGUAUGCAGAGGACUGAUGAUUGGAUCUUGUUUGUUGAGUGGUGCGGCAUUGUUCUUGCAUUGCUUGGCAAUGAAGUGCGUUUUGCUGAUGAAUCUGGAUGUAGAAAAAAAGGCUAAAUUUGCCAGAAUUUCUGCUACACUCUGGCUUCUAUCAGGCACAUGCUGCCUUGCCGCAGUGACUUGGUAUGCAAUCGAUGUGUUGAAUGCUGUAUGGAAAAACGAAAUGCAAUCAGAAUUUUCCGUCGGGAUUUUCACCGGUUGGGGAGCCUCAGUGAUGGCGUACAUUACUACCGCACUUUUGUUCGCAGGCUCAUCGAUGGAAAAACGUGAUGUGGCUAUUGUAGAAUUCAACAACAGUGCAGAUCGACAAAACACGAAUUCCGGCAAUUCAGGCAGAAAUGAAUUCAGUGGCACUAGAAAUUCGACAAGACCUGCUGACAGUGAUGAAUUUGUGACUGAAGUGUCUUUUAUUGACAGAAAUUUUCAUACAAUGCCUGAUAGAAGAGUUACUUAUAUGUAAAAAUAUCCAUACGUCCUCACUGAUCAUGCUUCUAUAUUUUGUAUUGGUUCCUUGGCUAUUUUAAUAUCUCGUAUAUUCUCUUAUAUUUGUUCAUUGAAAACAUUUUCAGUCUGUUUCAGUAUAUUUGAAUGAAUGUUUGUUGACAUAUUACUCGCUCAGUAUUGGUGCAGUAUUUUAAUGAUAUAACUCAAGCAGAGAUAAAACCAUCAUUUAAUGCAUUAAAAGCGUGCUAUAAAUGGC
Styela clava is the source of this 1164-nucleotide messenger RNA. Its product is annotated as claudin-15-like. NCBI's taxonomy places the organism in Eukaryota, Metazoa, Chordata, Ascidiacea, Stolidobranchia, Styelidae. Gene Ontology annotation, molecular function: structural molecule activity. The record is from RefSeq and is a predicted model, not a curated record. Gene Ontology annotation, cellular component: bicellular tight junction; membrane.